Molecule: messenger RNA, 2613 nt
Organism: Candoia aspera
Lineage: Eukaryota; Metazoa; Chordata; Lepidosauria; Squamata; Candoiidae
Gene: PIP5K1B
Product: phosphatidylinositol-4-phosphate 5-kinase type 1 beta
Exons: 16
Coding region: 330-1952 (540 amino acids)
Biological process (GO): phosphatidylinositol phosphate biosynthetic process
Cellular component (GO): plasma membrane
Molecular function (GO): 1-phosphatidylinositol-4-phosphate 5-kinase activity
Source: RefSeq, a predicted model, not a curated record
ACGCCCCGGGCUGAGCUGAGCUGAGCUGGAGAGCGCGAGGCAAUUGGCCGCCGCCGUUCCCGGCCGCGCCGGCUUGCCUGGAGUUCGGCUUGGUUUCUGGAACCGCGUCGCCUGCGGCAAGCUCGGUCUUUCAAUUGCUGGAGAACGUACUGAACAGGUGGAGGGAUGUUGUCGUCUUUAACCCACAGCGUCUCAAUCUUUGCCAAAUAAUGCACCCCCCCUUCACGCAACUACCGUCCAAUAAGAGUGUCCUGGAAAACUUGACAGCAUCAAUGAAAGGGCUGACUCCCUCUCUCAACUGCAGACUGUUUGUAACAUAGCUAAGAAAGAUGCAGACUAUAGCUGAAAAUGGAGAUCCCUCUUCUGGAAAACAAAAUGAGGAGAAAACAUAUAAAAAGACUGCAUCCUCAGCUAUCAAAGGUGCCAUACAACUGGGAAUAGGAUACACAGUGGGUAACCUUACAUCUAAACCAGACAGAGAUGUACUUAUGCAAGAUUUCUAUGUAGUCGAAAGUGUAUUUCUUCCCAGUGAAGGAAGCAAUCUGACUCCUGCUCAUCAUUAUCCAGACUUUAGAUUUAAGACCUAUGCUCCUCUAGCUUUCCGUUACUUCAGAGAACUUUUUGGUAUUAAGCCUGAUGACUACUUGUAUUCAAUUUGCAGUGAACCGCUAAUAGAAUUAUCCAAUCCUGGUGCCAGUGGAUCCUUGUUCUUUGUCACUAGUGAUGAUGAAUUCAUAAUCAAAACGGUUCAACACAAAGAAGCAGAAUUCCUUCAGAAGCUGUUGCCUGGCUACUACAUGAAUCUCAACCAGAACCCAAGGACGCUGCUACCCAAAUUUUAUGGCCUCUAUUGUGUUCAGUCGGGGGGUAUUAAUAUCAGGAUAGUUGUGAUGAACAAUGUUCUGCCUCGAGCACUGAAAAUGCAUUACAACUACGACUUGAAAGGCUCUACGUACAAAAGAAGAGCAUCCAGAAAAGAACGAGAGAAGUCUAACCCCACAUUUAAAGACUUGGAUUUUUUACAAGAUUUGCACGAAGGAUUAUACUUUGACUCAGAAACCUAUAGCGCACUGAUGAAAACACUACAAAGGGAUUGUCGAGUGCUGGAAAGCUUUAAAAUCAUGGAUUAUAGUUUGCUGCUUGGAAUUCACAUCUUGGACAGUGCAGCAAAAGAGAGAGAAGGCGAGUUUUCUCAAAACAUGUCUGAUUCUAAACGCCCAGGAGGACAAAGAGUGCUUUAUUCCACUGCUAUGGAGUCAAUUCAAGGUCCAGGAAAAUCAGUGGAUUGUGUCAUCACAGAAAAUACCAAUACAAUGGGAGGCAUUCCAGCUAAAAGCUACAGAGGAGAAAAACUGCUGCUAUUUAUGGGCAUUAUUGAUAUUUUGCAGUCUUACAGGUUAAUAAAGAAGUUGGAGCAUUCUUGGAAAGCACUCGUUUAUGAUGGAGACACAGUUUCAGUCCAUCGACCAAGUUUUUAUGCUGACAGAUUUUUAAAGUUUAUGAGUACCAGAGUAUUCAAAAAAAAUCAGACUUUGAAGUCUUCUCCUUCCAAGAAACGAUGCAAUUCCAUUGCUGCUCUGAAAGCUACAUCACAAGAAUUUAUGUCAGUAGUUAGCCAAGACUGGAAAGAUGAAAAGCAUGAUUUACUCACGGAAGGACAAAGUUACUGUAGUCUUGAUGAAGAAGUAUUAGCCUCCCGACAUCAUCCAGAUUUAGUGCCAAGCACAGCAUCUCUGUUUGAAGCAGCUUCUUUAGCGACCACGAUUUCUUCUUCUUCUCUCUAUUUAGAUGACCAUUAUCAACAUGAUGGAACUAGGUUUUAUUCUAACAGUAAAGGAUUGCCUUCAAGUUCAACAUUCACUUUAGAAGACAGUGCGAUCUGCUUGACUUCAGAACAGAGCACGGUGGAAACUGAGACUGAUAAUGCUUCUGUCCUGGAUGUAUAUUUAUAACAGAACAUGAAAGAAAAUGAGUAUAUUUUAACAAAAGCACUUUCUGCACUCCAGAUUUAUGAGGAAAAUUUUGCUACGCCUGGUAAACAAAAUCCUGAUCAACAGAGCUCUCUAGAAAUCAUCAGGCAGUUCUUGAACUAUAGACAUAAAACCCUAGGCUCAGCAGAUGAAAUGGGAAACAUUCCACAAUUUAUUAUGGCGUGCUGUUGCCUGCUGAGCUGUGAAGCCUUGCAUAUUCCAUCCUUUUAGCUGCUGCUUCGACUUUUCCUAUUGUCUUUUCAGGACUCGAAGGUGAUAUUUUCAUUUGCAUGUAUUCAGUGAUCAAGGACAAAAAUAUCUAAUCUGCCUUUCCUAUUUAAAGAGCCAUCUUCACAGUGGUGAUUAUUCUAUAAAUCAAUUCUGCUUUUCUCCCCUUCCCCCAGAAUUAUGAUUGCUCAUCUGUUAAUUUCAUACAAGAGUUAGUAUGUCUGCACAUAACUUUAUGGAAACUAUCUUCUAUAAAGAAAUUUUCACUGUUUAUUAGUGAAUAAAAAAGCUAUUUAUAACAAAGCCUUAUGUUGUGUACAUAUAUUGUCUUUGAAAUAUUUGUGAUUAGAUAUAUUGCUUGUAAAGGAUAAAUUACAUAAUUUAUUUAGUAUAUUCUACUGUAAACUAUAGUUUU